AUGGAGAUCCCAAACGGCAGAAACUUCGCCAACUGUUACAUGGAGCUGUGCAAGCAACAGCGACUUCGUCCCCUGCCGGUGAUCUGCGUGGCUCUGCCCCACAACUUGGACUUCACCACCGACAGAGUGAAAAUGGACGACUGGAAUCCGAUAUUGAAUUCCCUGUCCCUCGAUCGUAGCUUGAAGUCGAUCAGCGUUCGCAGUAGGUACCAGUGUCGCAAACCGUUGGAGGAAAUAAAUUCCGAGGACAAAGCCAGGACAAUGGGCAAAGCACCCGUGGUGUUGUCCCGUUAUCUCCUCGAGUGGUUAUCGCACAGCGUCGCCCAGUGCGUCAGAAACUCUCCAGUUCUAACGAGUCUGGAACUGGAAGGCAUACCGUUCCCUCCUGAUUGCAUGGCGGUGCUUUGCGUCGGUUUGUCGCAUACUCAGACGCUUCAUUACUUGUCCUUUCAACGCUGCUACAUCGGGGACGAUGCCUGCGAGCUGGUGUGUCGCACGGUAGCGGACGUACCAAGCGUCAGGUCGCUGAAUCUCAGUUCCUGCGAUCUGACGUCGAAAUGCGGACCAGCCUUGGCAGCGGCGCUCUCCAGACAGAAACUGUUGCUCUACCACGACACUUGGAAGCAAUCGUUGAGGUACCAGGAGCCAAACAUCGAAGCUAUGCCAGGAUUGCGUCGUUUGACGUUGAACGAGAAUCCUCAAUUGGGCGACACGGUGGCGAUAGAGCUGAUCGAAGCGAUAAGGGACAGCCUCUGGCUGAAGGCUCUGGACAUGCAGCGUUGCGGGCUCUCCGACAAGAUCGCCACCGAUCUUCUGGAACUGUUGGACUACAACACCACGUUGAUGGUUCUGGACGUCAGACAGAACGCGAAUCUGAACGAGGAGCUGGUGAAGGAGUUGAUCAAGAGGCUGGAACGCAAUAACGUGGACGCCAAGUCCGAAUACAGGUGGCUCGGUCUGCCCGAGCAGAAUCGAAGGGUAGUUUCAGCAGGUGGUAAAAAGAGGACGGAGAACGAGAACAAAACGCUGGCUAGGCCGCGUAGCGCCGUGGCAGAGUUCGCUAAAAGACCUCAUCAGGCUCCUUUGAGGAAAGGAGUCGCUCAGAUGACCAAUGCGGCAAGAUUGAAAGCGAGACCUCACGUUCCACCGUAUCCUCACGCGCGUCCUCAGCAACGACAGCAGGAGCAACAUCAGUCCAAGCAGAAAAUGUCCCUGCAUCUCGACCUGCAGUCUCAUAUCCAGCCGGUGAUGGGCGAGGGGACUGCAGACACUAAAUGCAGUCGAACCUACGACGACAGUUUUCAGAGAGAAACCGACAGGACCUCGUCGAAGAACGCUGACUCUACGAAAGUGGACGCCACGACGCAAAUAACGGAUCUAGAGAUCGAUGAUCCGGUCAGAACUCAGAUAGUUUUGAGCCAAUUGGCGGAGGCCAAUGCGGAACACGAUCGUCUCGUUGAGACGACCAGGCGCAGUAGUCUUUUACUGGCCGCUGAAAAAGGUCGUCGAGAAGAGGUCGAGGCGAAGUUGACCGCCAUGAGGAACAAUUUGACAGAAUUGGAGACAGCUUUGAAAGAAAAGGAGCAGGAGACGAACGGUUUUCUGUUGCUCAGCCAGCAGUCUCUGGACGUGAUUUGCAGUUCGUUCGAUCGCCUUUUGGAGAUGCUGGACAGUGUUACGAGGAAUCCGUAUACCAGCAGAAGGGAGAUAACCGAGGCGGCCAUUGUCCAGGCGGACAUAAAGGAACGGGUCGCCUCCGUAAUCCGGCAGACGAAGUCCGAGAAUCUGAGCAGAGGAUUUGUCGUGGACGUGGACGAGUACGAUUCGAUCAGGUACACGGAACCGAUCAAAAAGUUCGCCAAGUCGGAGAGCGACGUCAGGUCGACGCUGCCGCCGAUAUCGACGAUGCACUUGGAGAGGAAUAUCGGGGACAGUCCGGACGUUGAUUCACCCGCGUUGGCCAACAGAAUUCUACGCCACGAAGCGAACAAAGAUUCGGUGUCCCCCAGAGAGCGCGCCAGGGCGCUGUUCGCCCAGAUCGUUCACGGGGACUCUAUGUUCGAUUUUUGCAGCCACGUGGAUUAA
Molecule: messenger RNA, 2085 nt
Organism: Colletes gigas
Lineage: Eukaryota; Metazoa; Arthropoda; Insecta; Hymenoptera; Colletidae
Product: centrosomal protein of 78 kDa
Exons: 1
Coding region: 1-2085 (694 amino acids)
Cellular component (GO): centrosome
Source: RefSeq, a predicted model, not a curated record